This is a messenger RNA of Engraulis encrasicolus (European anchovy), 4393 nucleotides long. It is a transcript of the gene tspan15, whose product is annotated as tetraspanin 15. The coding region runs from base 256 to 1134 and encodes 292 amino acids. Lineage: Eukaryota; Metazoa; Chordata; Actinopteri; Clupeiformes; Engraulidae. The transcript is spliced from 9 exons. Gene Ontology annotation, cellular component: plasma membrane. The record is from RefSeq and is a predicted model, not a curated record.
CCCCUCGUGCCACACUCUGAUCAGGACUUAAACGAACGUCGCAAAGAGUAGGCUACAAGCCAUUUUUUAACCACGGAUAUUAAGUGAGGCAAACCAGACACCACAUCCGAGUCCACAAACUUUUUUUUCCUAAAGCGGCGGUCUUCUUGCGCGAGUGCGUGACCAAAAGCUCCAGGUAAGAUCCUGGAACCAGGAAGUGCAGGCUACAGGGGAUCUCCGGUGUGGAGUGAGCGCGGCGGUCGGUGCGCAUCAGACAUGUCUGAUGUUAGGUACUGCGAGAGGUGCUCCUACCUCUUUCUGAAGGUCUUUCUCAUCAUAUACGCGACGAUUUUUUGGCUGAUCGGAGGUCUAAUCCUGGCGAUCGGCAUCUAUGCGGAGGUGGAGCGUCAGCGCUACAAGACCCUGGAGGGUGUCUUCCUGGCCCCCGCCAUCAUCCUCAUCGUGCUGGGGGUCGUCAUGUUCAUCGUCUCCUUCAUAGGGGUACUCGCCUCCCUCAGGGACAACCUGUGCCUCCUCAAAGUGUUUCUCUACAUGCUCAGCGUGUGCCUGAUCCUGGAGCUCCUGGGAGGAAUACUGGCCCUCGUGUUCCGGAACCAGACAAAAGAGCUGCUGAACAAGAACAUUCGAAAGGGCAUGGUGAACUAUUACGAUGAUCUAGACUUCAAGAACAUCAUGGAUUUUGUCCAAAGAAAGUUCAAGUGCUGUGGGAGCGAGGAGUUCUCGGACUGGAAGGUGAACAUGUACCACAACUGCAGCGCUCCCGGACCCCUGGCCUGUGGAGUUCCCUACACCUGCUGCAUGGAGCUAGAGCCUGGUCAAGUUGUCAAUACACUGUGUGGAUCUGGAGUGCUGAAUAAAGACCGGCAGGGAGCCGGGCAGGUGAUCCAUGCUCGAGGCUGCACCAGUGCCAUCCUCAUCUGGUUCAUGGAUAACUACAAGAUCAUGGCUGGGCUGCUCCUCGGCAUCCUGCUGCCACAGUUCCUGGGUGUGCUGUUCACCUGGCUCUACAUCACGCGUGUGGAGGACGCCAUAGAGGAGUACAGCCAUUAUGAGAGAGUGCUGCUGGACAGGAGAGGAGCCAAGCAGCAGGGCAAGGUGUCCAGGUGGUGCCGAUGCCUGCCCGAACUGGAAUGAGGCAACCAAAUGAUACAGGCGCCUGCCUGAAUUGGACUGAGGCAAUGAAGGUCAUGACAAUCUACUAAUACCAUCACUGCCUCUCAGGGCUGGACUGGCCAUCUGGGAAACUGGGCAUUUCCUGGUGGGCCCUGCACCCUCGUGGGCCCCUAUUUUCAGAAAUGUCACAUUUUUACAUUUCUGAAAAUAGGGGCCCAUGAGGGUGCUUGGCCCACCGGUGAGUCAGUUCUGUGCCGCUAAUUAUGAGGGGCCCUUUUAAGUCAAAAGUCCCCGGGCCCUACUUCUCCUCCUCUCCAGCCCUGAUGGCUCUUCAGAGCACACAUGUACAGUACAGAUAUACGGUAUGACAUAUCUAUUCUACAGUACAUGCCCGAACUGCACUGAGAAAACCAACGGUUUCAGCCCAUGACGAUCUACAAAUACCACAGUACCCCUUGAGAGCAUAGACAUACUGUACAGUAUAGACCAUUGACAUGUAUAAGUAUAUGGACAGCGGACUUCUACUGUAUUCCAUUUAAUCGUUUUGAAACAUCCGCGAUUGAUCUGCGAAAAUACUUCUGCCCCAAAAUUUCCGGAAGGGUACCUUAGCAACGCUGAGAACAUGUGUUGAUUGGCUGACACCUCGUUGCGUUUGACUGUCAAUCAAUAGAAUUCUAAAACAAUUCUAACCGUCAAUCAACCCAACUAAUAAUGCUCAUUGGUCAUUUAAAUAAUUAGAUUAGGCAAUGGCGCUCUACUUUCUUGUUCUGCCCCAAAACAUUCUCAAGUCCCGCCUCCAGCCGUUGCUUCAGUUAUGAAUCACAGGUACAAUGUCCCCUUUAUUCAGGUCAGUGGUAUAGACAUAUGGCAUAUGUAUACACAUGCCCGAGCAGGACUGAGCCAGCAAGGUCCAUGACAAUCCACAAAUACCACUAGUACCUCCUUGAGAGCAUAGACAUGGGUCAAUGACAUUUUUCAUUAGACAUCAGGUGAUGCAACCACAGCUAAUGCCUCUAUUGUAUUAAUUUAUUUGAUUAGUUGUUAAUUGGUAAUUAAUGCACACACAACGAAUAUGCUUUUUAUAUAAUCCGUUAAAAACAAACAGAAGAAAAGUUAAUGGCAGCAUUUAGGUCAAUGAUGGCCUUAGCUGUGGUUUCCUUAGCUGUCGUUGCACCAACCUGAAGCCUACUUCUAAAAAAUGCCAAUGACCCACAUGUUAUGACAUAUACAGUAUGUCUAUCUAUCUAUGGUUGAGGUUGCGGGUUGAUUUCCUCAGCCUACUAGAAAAACAACAUGGAUAACGGCACAAGGGGAUAUGAAGAUUAAAUGGCUUCCUGGUGUGUCAAACUAUAUGAUUUGAUUUCAUGACGUGUGUGUGUGUGUGCGAGUGCAUGUCUGCACGCAUUUUCAUGAAGUGUAUGUGAGUGCGUGCGUGCGUGCGUGCGUGCGUGCGUGCUAACCUGGCUGCCAAUUGAAGGCAGCUAUACCCUAUCUAGCUAGCGGCUCAGGGAGACUCUCUUCUUUUUCUGAUCUUGCCAAAGGUGCGUCAAUCAAUGGGAUUUUGUUUUUGCCAUUUUAAGGUUUUGUGUAUAUUUUGUUUGGGAAUAAACAUAAAGGGUAAAAUGUUCAAAACAACAAAAAAUUUGUCACUUCCAACAUGGAAAAUGACAUCUUUUCAUUUACGGGAUUUGGGAAGAUAGUGUGGGAUUAUUGAAUGGUACAUUUUUGUCUUUCUUUUUGUGACUGUUGUGACUGGGUCUUAAUUUCUGUAGUGAUGAACAAAGUGAGUUUGUCCCAUCAAUGCACACUCCAAGUGCCAAAUACCAGAAUUAAUCUGCACACACAAGAUGAACAUGUUACUCAGGUUAGAACCCAUCCACAACACUUUCACUACCCCGUGUCUUGCCUGCUAUUUGCGGUAUACAAAACUACUUUUUAGUUUAAAAAAACCCAUCCACAACACUUUCACUACCCCGUGUCUUGCCUGCUAUUUGCGGUAUACAAAACUACUUUUUAGUUUAAAAAAAACCAAAAACAAAUGUCAAGAGGGCUCUAAAUGUAAUGUGUUGCGCAUGAUCUACUCUGACUAUACUAGCACGUUCCAUAUCUGUGGUAUAUGACCUUGAAAAGAUAUUGCAGUAUUUUGUACAAGCAACGCAUGCUUUUAUGGCUUGGGAAAUACUACUUGCAACCAUGAUGUUUGUAUUUUGAACUUGGCUUGCCUUCUUCAUCUUAAUGUAUUUCGCGCUGUAUACCACUACGCCAAAUUACCAUGCUGCAUUACCAUGCUAAAUAUGAAGAAUUAGCUGUGACGACAAUUAAUCUUUAAUUAAUUAAUCUUUUAAGUCAUGUUGUGCUGCACUAAGUUUAAGCUCUUUAUAGCCUUUAAAGUGCCACUCCUUCAGCCUAUAAAUGUAACCUCCGUUUGCCUUGAUGGCCUGACAUUUAAAAGGAUGAAUAUUUUGUAUCUUUUCUAUCUUUUUUUGUAUCUUUUUAAUACAUUUUGCUGUCCAUGUGAAACAGUUUUCUACAUUGACUUGAUGCUGGUCAGUAAUGGAGCUGUAAUUACUCGUCAUAGCCACUCUAGUAACUCUGCUGUAAUGGUCAUAGCCACUGUAGUGAUAAUGGAGCUUUAAUGGAGCUGUAAUGGCAGUAACCACUGUAACAGGAACAUUUCUCCUUUUCCCUUUAAAAGUGCACUGGACUAAUUGAAUGAAAAAUGUAUGCACACUUGAAUCCUUUUUAGUUCUUAUACUUGCCAAGCUUUUGGUCAAAGAUAUUCACUACCACCGACCACUACUUCACUCCUACCAUCUUGAAUGUUGGUCAAAGGAUUCAAGUGUGCAGACAUUUUUUUCAUUCGAUAUUCACAGGUCUUGCUUAUGUGUGGUACCUUUUAGUUGCGAGUGUGGUGUAAUCUGUCUACGUACACUGGACUUGGCACCUCUAGGCACUCUCACCAGUCAAAGAUGUGUGAAAUGCAUCAUCUACUUUCAGCCAAACUAUUACUACUAGUACUACUAGGCAUUCGUCAGGACGUGACCUGCACAUUGUCUUUUUUCCUAAAUGGUUUUCUUGCUUUUAAUGUGUUAGUGUUUUGUUAUUUGAAUCUUUCAUUAAUUCCAUCAUGCCAUUUAUUUUUAAUGUGUGUGUGUGCGUGCAUGUUUAUGUGAAUGUUUGUGUGUGUGUGUGUGCUUGCAAUCAUAUUUAGUUGUACCUGGAUAGUACGUGUAUGUACAGUUUGGCCUGUUGUUGACUAAAUAAAAGAUGUUUUGCUACA